UUUAGUCCCUCUGGUUUAGUGAAAUGUAACCUUUCGUCCCUCUGUUUUAAAAAAUCAUCAAUUUAGUCACUGUGAUUUUUAAAAACUAUGCCAUUGGUUCCUCCCGUUAGAUUUUCAAUUAAAGUCGCCGUUAGUCUUAGUUAAAAGACUAAAAUACCCAUUAUUAAUAUCAUUCUCUUCUUCUUCUUUACACCCACAUCCCAAACUUAGAAAUGAGCACUAGCCUGAAUGGCAGCUUUAGGCGGAGGAAACUAAUCCCUCGAAAUGCCGCCACCUACACAACCAAGCACUAGCCUGAAUGGUGACCACAGACCAUUACGCCCACCGCAGAGUUCAAACACCCACCACCACCAUCCUUACUACCCAACGUCGUCGUCUUCCAAGUCAGCCUCCUUGAAAGGCUGCUGCUGCUGUUGUCUCUUCCUUCUCUUCUCCUUCCUUGCUCUCCUUGUUCUCGCUAUCUUUCUUAUCAUUAUUCUCACCGUCAAGCCUAAGAAACCUGAGUUCGAUCUCCAACAAGUCGGGGUCCAGUACAUGGGCAUCCCCGCUUCUAAUCUCAAUUCACUUGACCCGACCAUCGGCACAACCACCAUGACCACUGGCGCCACCACCACUUCACUCUCUUUAACUAUCCACAUGCUAUUCACUGCCGUUAAUCCCAACAAGGUAGGGAUCAAGUACAGCGAGUCUAAUUUCACUGUCAUGUAUCAUGGGAUUCCUUUGGGGAAGGCUUCGGUUCCUGGGUUUUAUCAGGAGGCUCAUAGCGAGCGGCAGGUGGAAGCCACCAUCUCCGUUGAUCGCUAUAGCUUGAUCCAGGCCAAUGCUGUUGAUUUAAUCAGGGAUGCUUCGCUGAAUGAUAGAGUGGAGCCUCGGGUUUUGGGUGAAGUUGGUGCUAAGAUCCGUGUUGUAGACUUCGACUCACCUGGAGUAGCCAUCCUUCUUCUCUUUUCUAUCUUUCAGCAUCAGCUUUUCUUUUUUACUUCUAAGAUUGGCUUUACCUUGCAUUAA
Molecule: messenger RNA, 1008 nt
Organism: Manihot esculenta (cassava)
Lineage: Eukaryota; Viridiplantae; Streptophyta; Magnoliopsida; Malpighiales; Euphorbiaceae
Exons: 1
Coding region: 265-1008 (247 amino acids)
Cellular component (GO): plasma membrane
Source: RefSeq, a predicted model, not a curated record